This is a messenger RNA of Vigna umbellata (rice bean), 1372 nucleotides long. The record is from RefSeq and is a predicted model, not a curated record. Lineage: Eukaryota; Viridiplantae; Streptophyta; Magnoliopsida; Fabales; Fabaceae.
GUGGUCAUUUUGAAACCUUGUUUUGGGGUUUAUGUUUUGUGUUUUGAGGAUGUUGGGGCUUUUGGGAAUGUGAAGUCUUAGAAAUGUAAAUCAGAGCUAGGGUGUGGAGCAAGUAAAAUUGUAGGAAUCAUGGUGGUGUGACAUGAUUUGCCAAUAACUUUGUUCCUUGAGCAUGUGAUCACGAACAGUGUUAAGAAAUGUUCAUCUCUUAAAUGGAUCUCAAUACUUCAAAAGAUUAAUCCUUACCUUUUUACUCAAGGAUAACCAUGUGUUCAAUCCUACCCCAAAAAGUAAAAGUGUGGGAAGAGGAAUAGGAAUGGCAAAAUAAAGGCUAAAAUAAAUUGAUGGCUUUGUUUACAUUUAAAAAAGCAAGAAUUAUGGUGUAAUUGAUGUUGUUAUGAAUGUAGUGGUAGAAAAGUAAAGGUGUGAUUUAGAUCUAUUUUUUACUAUAUAUAUAUGAGUAUAUGACAUAUUUCCUAGUCUGCUUGAGUGUGGGCUUGUUAUCUUAUUUAAAAUUUUUGCAUGUAAGUAUGAGUAGCCUACAAACUUGGUCAUCAAUCAUUAAGCUAAUUUUUGGCUCAUCAACCUUUGAGCUUGACCCCUUUUCAGAAACCUUUGAGAAUCAUGAACCUUUUGGUUGUCACUUUUCUUCCAACUUCCUCCUCUUGCUCCUGACAUCUUUUUAACUGUCCCAACCUCAUUGAAUGCGACCUAUAUUUUUCUGCAUCGGAGGUUUUCUGUUGUUUAACAUUGAAAGUGUCUGAAUUCUCCCAGUGGAUGUGCUGCAGAAGAGGAAAAUAUUGUUGAAACUGUGAAAACCUGACCUUGUGAGAAAAAAGCAUAGAAUAAUCAGAGUUGCAAGAGUCACAAUGAGUCUGGCAUGUCUUGUGUGCCAUAGUGUGGAUAGUCCAUCACCAUCACACUCUUUCAGGAGCUACUCUGUUUCAAGUGCAGAAAAUGAAGGAAGAUGCCAUGCUGUUGCAACCUGCUUAACCAGGAAACUGUCUCUUCCACCCUCUGCAGUACACUCUUUUCUUGCACCAACAUCAUCUUCCAAAGUCACACCACAACCUGCUGGUUCAAGCAACAACUUGAUACCUGGCGGCACGCCGAGGCUUGUCAGAAGCCGUGCAGUGACAAGGGACCGAGUAAGAAAUUGGAAUUUUGAUGAAAUUGUAAUGCAGUCCUAGUCAAAACUAUAAUAUAGAAUAAGACUAGGGAAUUUUCUGGUGGGAUAGUUUAUAGCAUGGUAUUGCUAUUUUGCCCCUUUAAAUUUUGUUAUGGGUGCAAUUUAUCUCUUUCUCUAGUUUUCUUGUAAAAGAGUCCAAACAUUUCUAGCCAUGAAAAUAUUCUACUGCGUGAUUCUACUUCA